AUAAGAAAAAAAAAACAGAGGAGAAGAACGCAGCAGAGCAGCAAAAUGGCUUCCAUUGCUCCUCUCCUCUGCGGCUCGGUGGUGAGCUUUUCGGCCCAUCCCUCCACCCGCUCCUCCUCCUUCCCUUCUCGUUCCUUCCCGCCCCCGCUCUCCUCCGCCUCCGCCAUCCCCCGGGGCCACCUCGCCUGCCCGCCCCGGGCGGCAAUGAAGAACGACGCCUCCGCCGCCGCCGCCGCCGUGGCGGUGGAGUUCGACUUCAAGGAGUACAUGCUCCGGAAGGCGGACGCCGUGCACCGGGCCAUGGACGCCGCCGUCCCCCUCGCUCACCCUGAGCGCAUCCACGAGGCGAUGCGCUACUCCCUCCUCGUCGGCGGCAAGCGCGUCCGCCCCAUCCUCUGCCUCGCAGCCUGCGAGCUCGUCGGCGGCCGCGAGAGCCACGCCAUGCCCUCUGCCGUCGCCGUCGAGAUGGUCCAAACCAUGUCCCUCAUGCACGACGACCUCCCCUGCAUGGACAACGACGACCUUCGCCGGGGCAAGCCCUCCAACCACCGCGUCUUUGGCGAGCCCAUCGCCGUCCUCGCCGGCGACGCCCUCCUCGCCCUCGCCUUCGGCCACCUCGCCGAUCCCGCCUCCUACCCGGCCGACGACCCCGUCGCCCCCGCCCGCAUCAUCCGCGCCGUCAGCAAGCUCUCCCGCUCCAUCGGGCCCGUGGGGUUGGUCGCUGGCCAGGUGGUCGACAUCGUGUCCACGGGGCUGGCAGUCCCGGUUGGCCUCGACCGGCUCGAAUUCAUCCACCUCCACAAGACCGCCUUCCUUCUGGAGGCCUCGGCGGUCAUGGGAGCGAUUGUCGGCGGGGGCUCCGACGACCAGAUCGAGCUGCUCCGGCGAUUUUCUAGGCGUAUCGGUUUGCUGUUCCAAGUGGUGGACGACAUCCUCGACGUGACCCAGUCGUCGGAGGAGCUGGGGAAGACGGCCGGGAAGGAUCUGGUCAGCGAUAAGACCACAUAUCCAAAGCUCAUGGGGCUGAAGGAGUCGAGGGAUUACGCCCGGGAGCUUCUCAAGGAUGCAAAAGAAUCGCUUUCACAGUUUGAUCCCGUAAAGGUGGCGCCUUUGCUUCAUCUGGCCGAUUACAUUGCCCACCGGCAGAGUUAGAGUUUUCGAAAGCAGUGAUAGAUGGUUGGGAGUCGCAGAAGUCGGAAGCUACCUCGUCCUCUUGCUCCUCUCGGUUACAGGUCGAUGCGCCGUUGUUCUUUUAACUUCAUAUCUAUCACUCGUCACCUUCUUUAUGAGAUGAUUUUGAGUUUGAUAAUUUAUACAUGUUCCAUAGUGAUUAGCAUGCUGAGAUUACCACCAGUAUUGGAAUCCAACAUCCAUAUCAAGUUACUCUUUGCUCAUUUGCAUGUGUCUGCAAUUGCUGAUUAAAGUGUACUCUGCAGCA
Messenger RNA from Phoenix dactylifera (date palm), 1438 nucleotides. The record is from RefSeq and is a predicted model, not a curated record. Lineage: Eukaryota; Viridiplantae; Streptophyta; Magnoliopsida; Arecales; Arecaceae.